AUGAAUGUAAGCCAAAUAAGAAGAAAAGUAGAUCCUUCAUUGAUUGUAAGCAAAAGAUUACCUUCUUUUUUAAAAAAAGAGAAGAUAAUUUUAAAAAAAAAUGACUUUAAAAAAAAUGUAAAAUAUAAUCAAAUUCCUCGAUCUGUCCAAGACAUCAUUAAAUUCACUAAAAAAAAUAAACUUUAUGAUGAUGGUAAUGUGAUAAAUAAAAAUAAGUUGAUAUUUAUCAAUAAUUUGCUAAAUGAAAUCAUGAAAAACAAAGUCUUGCUGACAUCUGGUUCAAUAUACGAAAUAUAUCGUUGCCUUUAUAAGCUAAAUUUAUUUAAAAUUGAUAUUAUUUGUAAUUUAUAUAGUAUAUUAAUAAAUAAUACUAUUGAUUUUUCAAGUAUCAGUGGGUAUGUUAACUGUAAUUUUAAAGAUUUAAUGAAUAUUACCAAAUAUUUAUAUCAUUUUCAAUCUAUAUGUAAUACUAAUAUUCAUUCUAUUCUCUACAAUAAUGAUUAUGAUUUUAAAUUAAAAAUUGUUGAUAGAUACCUUAAAGAAAAUUUUAAAAAUAGAAAUAUACAUAUAUAUAAUAAUAUAUAUAACUACAUCGUAAAAUAUAAUAAUCACAAUAAUAUAGAUAUUCUGAUUUAUUCUUUGAUUAAAUAUAAAAAUUCAGAUAAAGAAAAGGAAGAAACUAAAAGAAAAGUUGAAAAUAAUAUAAAGAAUUGUAAAAAUAAUAGUGAAAACGUUUCUACAUUAAAUAAAAAUGAACAAAAUAAUUUUAAUGAUAAGAAAAUAAAAGAGAAUAAAGAAUUAUUAAUUGAGUAUAUAAACUCGUCUUAUAAAUUAAAUGAUAUGUUUAAUUUUUUGUUGAAUAAAUUAUUAACAUAUUUUAAUGAGAAUUCUAACUCAUUCGACUUUUUUAAUCUAAAAUUAUUAUUUUUCUUUUUAGGAAAAUUUCAAAAAUAUGACAUGACAAUUUUAGAAAAAAUCUCUAACAGAAUGAUAGAAGAGAUUGAAAAAAUGAAAACUAAUCCUAAAUUACUUGAUGAAAGACAUGGAGAAGAAAAUAAAAAGUACAAUUAUGCAAAUAAUAGAAUAAAGAAAUUAAAAAAAAAAUAUAUGAAUACAUUUAUGAAAAUUAAUUCAAAGGAGUUUCUUAUUAUACCAUAUGCAAUUGGUACUUCUAUGAAUACCUAUUUUAAUAAUUACUUAAUUGAAUAUGUAAAUAUAUAUAUAUUAAGCUUAAUUAAUUCCAGAGUUAAUUGUGAUAUUGUCAAUUUUACCUACUGUUUAAUAGGAUAUAAAUAUAUUAUGCUAAAUUUUUUUAUUUUAUAUAAUAUAUUUUUGUUUAAAGAAAAAUGCUCAAAAAACAAAAAACUUUUAAAUAAAUAUAAUAUUUUUUUUAAAAAAUUAAUUAAUAAUGUAACAGAUUUUAAAAACACAGAAAGAAUAAAAAAAAUUGAAAAGGAUGAAAUAAAGAAAAUGAAUAGCGUUUAUAAUAGAAUUUAUAAUGAUGUAGAAAAAGAGUUAAAUAACAGUACCUUCAAUGAUAUAAAAAAGACAAAUGACACUAAUAAUGAAAAUUAUGACAAUUUAAAAAAAAAAGAAAAAUAUUUUAAUAAUGAAUGUAGAGUAUAUACAACAGAUAGUUCAAAUAAAAUUUAUGCAAAUCAAAUGAAAAAUUUAGAUGAUUCAUAUUAUAUUUUUAAUUUAUUGCUUAAGGAAUUUCAAAUUAAUUUAGAACAAAUUUCUUUAAUAAACUUUGAUAAAAACUCUUUUUAUCAAAAAUACAACAGUGAACAACUUCAGAAAUUUUAUUUUUAUUAUAAAAACUUAUUUAAUAAAGUAUAUAAUUAUUCUAUAUUCUUAUUAAAUAAGUAUGAUAUUAGUGAAAUGUUAAAAAUUUAUAAAAAUUUAAAAUCUUUGUCAGUAAAUGAUGAAAUAAUUAAUAAAGUAUAUACAGAAGUUCUUUAUGAAAAAAUUAUAUUAAAUUCGGAAUCAAAAAAUGUUUCAAGUCUAUUGAAAUUUAUUUGCAAUAGAAAAAUGCAAAAAAUUAGCGGAAAAUAA
Plasmodium relictum is the source of this 2055-nucleotide messenger RNA. RefSeq names its product conserved Plasmodium protein, unknown function. The transcript has a single exon. Lineage: Eukaryota; Apicomplexa; Aconoidasida; Haemosporida; Plasmodiidae. Bases 1 to 2055 code for a protein of 684 amino acids. The record is from RefSeq and is a predicted model, not a curated record.